AUGUCGUCGUCAGCGAUUUACAUAUUGGACGUUAAAGGUAAAGUUCUCAUAUCGAGAAAUUACCGAGGCGAUGUAGAUAUGGGUGUUAUAGACAAGUUCAUGCCGCUUCUUAUGGAGAAGGAGGAAGAAGGGAUGUUAACACCAUUGCUACAAACGAGCGAAUGUACUUUCGCUUAUAUUAAGACAAAUAAUCUUUACAUUGUAUCAACUACAAAAAAGAAUGCCAACAUUGCCCUUGUGUUUGUAUUUCUUUACAAAAUAGUAGAGGUUAUGACUGAGUACUUCAAAGAAUUAGAAGAAGAGAGUAUUAGAGAUAAUUUUGUUGUUAUCUACGAAUUGAUGGAUGAGUUGCUCGAUUUUGGCUAUCCACAGACCACCGAUAGCAAGAUACUUCAAGAAUACAUAACUCAGGAAGGUCACAAACUUGAAAUGCAACCACGAAUACCGAUGGCAGUAACCAAUGCUGUAUCAUGGAGAUCGGAAGGCAUUAAAUACAGGAAAAAUGAAGUGUUCCUAGAUGUGAUAGAGUCGGUUAAUCUAUUAGCUAACUCCAAUGGAAAUGUUUUGAGAAGUGAGAUUGUAGGGGCGAUCAAAAUGAGGGUCUAUUUAUCAGGGAUGCCGGAACUAAGAUUAGGAUUAAAUGAUAAAGUGCUUUUCGAGAGCACAGGCAGAGGGAAGUCUAAGUCUGUAGAAUUGGAAGAUGUAAAAUUCCAUCAAUGUGUUCGAUUGUCGAGAUUUGAAAAUGACAGAACUAUAUCUUUUAUUCCACCAGAUGGUGAAUUUGAACUUAUGUCAUAUAGAUUAAACACUCAUGUUAAACCUCUGAUUUGGAUUGAAUCAGUUAUCGAACGACAUGCCCACUCCCGGGUUGAAUACAUGAUCAAAGCUAAAUCACAAUUCAAGAGACGUUCAACCGCUAAUAAUGUUGAGAUAAUCAUACCAGUACCAGCCGAUGCUGAUUCUCCUAAAUUUAAAACGACUAUUGGCAGUGUGAAAUACACUCCUGAACAGAAUGCUAUAACCUGGUCUAUAAAAUCUUUCCCUGGCGGCAAAGAGUAUUUAAUGCGGGCUCACUUUGGUUUGCCGUCCGUAGAAUGUGAGGACACAGAUGGGAAACCGCCUAUUCAAGUCAAAUUUGAGAUUCCAUACUUCACUACUUCCGGGAUACAAGUUAGAUAUCUUAAAAUCAUUGAGAAAAGUGGCUAUCAAGCUCUGCCUUGGAGUAAACUUGAAAAGGAUAUUGAUAACCUCGAAACACCUGUUAAAAUUCCUCCUGAAAAUGAUCCUAAGGAAUUCAGAGUCAAUGAUGUGAAUAUACAAAUGAUAUCAAAAAAUAUAUACGACCAGCUUUUUCGAAAUCCGCAACCUGCUCCAGAUGCUAAAGUGAUUAAAAGUUGUCUAAACCAUUUAGAAAGGCAUGGCAUAGAUAUUAGGAAGAGUACCUACUUACCAGACGUACAGCUUAAAAUACCAAAGUUAGAAGGAAAGGAUAUUGAGGAACAUUUUUUUAAUAUUGGAGAGAAACAAUGUGCCCCAUACAGAACUCUCUUACAAAAACUAUCAACCGGCAAUUUGCCUAAAUUACCAAAGAAAUGGCUUAAAAAUCAGGGUUGGACUAAAUAUACUGAUCAAGGUUCGGAACCCGUUGCCUGUCCUCAAGAUGAUGCUUUGAUACUUGAUGUGGAAGUUCUGAUGACCGCUGGGAAAAGACCGACACUGGCCUGUGCUGUGUCAUCUGAAGCUUGGUAUGGCUGGGUAAGUGAACCUCUGGCAAAUGAUAAGAAACAUGAACAUCACAAUACUGUGAGAUACGAAGAUCUUAUACCAUUGGAAACCGAUGGUUUUGAACCAGUAGGUGAUACAACCAGGCCGAGAAUAGUGGUUGGUCACAAUGUAUCAUAUGACAGGUCUAAAAUUAAAGAACAAUAUUGGCUGAAUAAGACUGGCGUACGUUUUAUGGACACAAUGUCAAUGCACACAUGUGUAUCAGGAGUGACCAGUUAUCAGCGAACAGUUCUUAAAGACAAAAACAAAGAACCUCAUCCCACUGAUGAUGAAUGGAGGGAAGUCAGCUCCCUCAAUGGACUCUCUGAUGUGCAUAGAUUAUACUGUGGUGUGGCCAUAGACAAGCAGACUCGAGAUGUAUUCGUAGAUGGCUGUCUAGAAGAUGUUCAGAAUAACUUCCAAGAUCUUAUGAAAUAUUGUGCUGGUGACGUCAUCGCUACCCACAAUGUACUCAAAGCGCUUCUACCCUUGUUCCUAGAAAGAUUUCCGCAUCCCGUCACAUUCGCUGGAAUGUUGGAAUUGGGUUCUGCCUAUCUUCCCAUCAAUUCGAAUUGGUCGCAGUACAUAGAUUCGGCUGAUACAGUUUUUGAGGACUUGAAAUUGGAAUCCCAACAGAUACUCUCAUCUAAAGCGGAUGAAGCGUGUAGAAUGAUGGAGAACGAAGGAUACAAGGAGGAUCCUUGGAUGUGGGAUCAAGACUGGUCGGUACAGAAGCUAAAAUUAAAAAAAAAUGCGACCAAAAAAAAAGAAACUAUAGACUCAAUAAAACCAGCCAAUGAAGAUGUAAACAGAAUAAGUUCUAAAUUUGAAUUAUUAAGUGACGAAUAUGUUGAUAGUCUUAAGACUAAAGAGAGAGUUACACACGAUGUUGAGAAUUUGAACAAAAAGUUUAAGUAUUUAUAUGAUUUGGGUGAUUUAUUGCCAGUAAAGAGACCUUUUUUGGCCGGAUAUCCAGCGUGGUAUAGGAAAUUGUGUACUAAACCAGGAAAAGACCCAGAUUGGAGGGCCGGUGCUAAUAAUAUUACUACCAGUAUGCAGAUAACUCCUAAACUCCUGCGUCUAUCUUGGGAAGGCUAUCCCCUACAUUACUUGCAGUCCGAAGGUUGGGGAUUUUUAGUUCCAUACAGUAGACAUAUAUCUGAAGAUGCCAAAGAACCUCUCGUGCCAUUGGAGAAGAUUCUAGAAAUCUGUCCAUUAUUGACUUCUAAAGCAGAUUACGUUGAGAGCGAAUUACAUAUGCUGCCCAAGAAUGUGGAGGAAGAUUUAAGCAAGAGGGCGUAUUAUGCUCGUAAGAAGAAACAAGAGCAAGCAGCCGCCAAUCAGUACCAUGGCUUGGGUGUGUGGUGUGGAGUACAAAUACAGGGUUGCUGUCAUUUCCUGCGUCUCCCUCACAAAGAUGGUCCGAAAUAUAAAGUAGGGAAUCCGUUGGCGAGGGAUUUCCUUAAUAUGUUCAGUCAGAACGUACUCUCCGCUCAAGGGAAUGAGGCUGAGAAGGUGUUGUCGUUCGGCCGCAUGAUGUCGUACUGGCGUAACAACCGCGAGCGUGUGUGCGGGCAGCAGGCCGUGCGUCUCCCGGACGAGGCGCUCCCUUUACAACUGAGAGGCCGCGGACUGGCCGCCAUCUUGCCGCUCGUUGUUGUGUGCGGCACGCUUACUAGACGCGCGUCGGAACCGACUUGGAUGACAGCUAGUAAUGCUCAGAGUGACCGCGUGGGUUCCGAGCUACGGUCAAUGGUGACCGCCCCACCAGGUUACCGGUUCGUUGGCGCCGAUGUGGAUUCUCAGGAGUUGUGGAUAGCUGCUCUAUUGGGUGAUAGUUCGUGUAUGUGUGGAGGGAGCGCGUUCGGCUGGGCAGUAUUAGCGGGUGACAAGAGAACUAAUACCGACCUACACUCACUUACGGCGGCCGCGGCCGGCGUGAGGAGGGACCACGCUAAGGUCAUCAACUAUGCCAGGAUAUAUGGUGCCGGGCAGAAUUUCGCUGAGAGAUUACUGAAACAGUUCAAUCCUACUAUGACGAUAUCCGAAGCGAAGAGCAAAGCUGCAAAAAUGUUCGCUACAACCAAAGGAAAAAGAGUGUAUAGGCUGAAGGAAAAAUAUGUAGAGGGAUUCAUUGACGAGGAGUUAGGAGAUCAGACUGUAGAGAUGACUUCGUACCAAGCGAUGCGUCUCGCUAAACUGAGCGGUCGAACUACUGAUGAGAUGUUUGAGAAACCGCGCUGGGAAGGUGGAACGGAAUCACACAUGUUCAACAAACUAGAGGAAAUAGCAGAGUCAUCGUGUCCUCGUACAAGUUUCCUCGAGGGUCGUCUGUCUCGUUCCUUGGAGGCGGCACAUAACGGAGGCGGCACUAAACUGAACUGGGUCGUUCAGAGCGCUGCGGCCGACUUCCUACAUCUGAUGUUAGUCAGCAUGAGACAUAUGCAGCCUUCAGCCAGAUUCUGUCUCAGUUUCCACGACGAGGUCAGAUAUUUAGUUCCAGAGGAACAUAAAUACGAGGCAGCUUUAGCUUUACAAAUAACAAACCUUCUCACAAGAGCCUUCUGUUCACAGAGGGUUGGGAUACACGAUCUUCCGAUGUCAGUAGCUUUCUUCUCUUCUGUGGAGGUCGAUCGAGUUUUAAGAAAGGAAGCCAAUAUGGACUGUGUGACCCCGUCAAACCCCCAUGGCCUGGAAAAAGGCUAUGAGGAAAUGUCGAAAGUAACAAAAAGGAAACAUGUGAUGAACGAAACACUAUGGGAUGAUUAUGAGUUGCCUAAAGAAAAUCAAAGUAUAGUUAAAGUUUUAAAAAGUAGGGGAAAUAAUCUUCAUGAGAUCCAAACGCCUAGUGGAGAGGAAUACUUGGUGUCAAUGCCAGGAAAAUUUCGAAAGAACAUUUGGGUGAAGCGUGGCGAUUACAUACUAGUGGAACCAAUCGAGGAAGGGGAUAAAGUGAAAGCCGAAAUAGUUAAAAUAAUGAACAAGGGCUCUAUAAAAUAUUACAAGGAAAAUAAUGUAUGGCCUAAGGAGUUUGAUGACAACAAAAAGGAAGAGAUAAAGGAAAACGAUGAUGACUUAUUUGUAAACACAAACAGAGCUCAUAUGAAAAGUUAUUCCAGUGACAGAGACAGCAGUGACUCUAGUGGCAGUGAUAGUCAAAGUGAUGAUUAA
Danaus chrysippus (African queen) is the source of this 4935-nucleotide messenger RNA. Lineage: Eukaryota; Metazoa; Arthropoda; Insecta; Lepidoptera; Nymphalidae. The record is from the annotation of a GenBank genome assembly.